Messenger RNA from Symbiodinium natans, 2436 nucleotides. The record is from the annotation of a GenBank genome assembly. Lineage: Eukaryota; Dinophyceae; Suessiales; Symbiodiniaceae.
AUGGAGGCAUUGGAUGUCGACCGAAUCCUCGGUCAGCUGCUAGAGGUCCGGCACACCAGACCGCUGAAGCUCGUCCAGCUCACAGAAGUAGAGAUCAGCAGUCUAUGCUUCCUCUCCCGCGAGGUCUUCAUGGACCAGCCGAUACUGCUUGAGCUGGGCUGUCCGCUGAAGGUUUGCGGGGAUGUCCAUGGACAGUACUCCGAUUUGCUGAAGCUCUUUGAGUGCGGCGGCUUCCCGCCAGAGGCGAACUACCUCUUCUUGGGAGACUAUGUCGACAGGGGCAAGCAAAGCCUCGAGACAAUCUGCUUGGAGCCCGUUGACCUCGAAGACCCCAAUGGCCUUGCACGCAAGCUGGCAGAUGCGCUGCUGCAGGCACAGGUCGAGGACCUGACACAACGAGGACAGAGAGCUGUGCCUCUUAGCGCAGCACGCUGUUCUCUGGAAACUCCGCAUCCGAAUGCAGCUUUUGUUGUCGUUGACAUCUCGACUAACUACGACUUCUCCAAGCUCUCGAGCCUCGAAGUGGACGAGAAGAAUGCCCAGCAGUUUGUAGAGCAGCUGGGGCCCGGCAAGCGGCCGCUUUGGGCCAUUCCAGUUCUCCUCAGGCCCAAAGGAGCCGAUCUUGUCCUGGUGUUCUCCUGCGUGCUCCGGGAGUGUGGGUCUAUCAGACAAUCCGCAGCCGGGUCGCCUCUUGCGGAGCUCAAGAACUGGUCCUUGAGAAACUCCCGCAGCGCACAGGUGACCUUCCUCCGACGAUCCUCUGCAGAGAGUGCAGAGCAGGAGAUGAUCCUCGGUGGCCCCAAAGUUGCUGCAGCGCUUCUGGAAGCCCCCGAUGCUCGCGAUGAGAGCAAAGAUGCUGAAGCCUGGCGACUGGCACAAGAGAGCCAGCGGCAGUUGCUGGCCGAGGAAGCAGAGUCCUCCAGGAAAGCCCAGCGAGCAAAGCCCAAAGGUCGCCAGAAUGUUGCAGCUGUUGCUGCGCCGAAGCCGGGCGAACUUGAGAAGGGCUCUGCAGCUGAAGCAGACACUGGGACCUCGGACGCCUCAGACGCCUCAGACGUGCCAGGCGCACUGGGGAUGCAAGAAGACCCGGAUGCACCCGCUGAGACCACAGGCAAGGCGAUUGCUGAUGCGGAGAGCGAGGAGUGGCAGCAGUGUGCACGCAGAAGGAGGUCUCGGCGCCAAGAAGCGAACCUAGAGAACCAGGACGCAGAGCUCGCUGAAGACAUCGACAUCGGAGGUCUCUCAAAGCCCUCCAUCAAUCAGCUGCUGUGCGGGUGGCUGGCGGCUUUGCGUGCCGAAGAGUCCUGUCGAGUGUUCGACGUGGACCGAGCCGAACUGGCUUCCAACUACUGGUUCUACCGGCGGAACGAGAAUGCCUGGCACAUCUGCUCUUGUGUCCCUGACCCCUGGCAGCCACUACCAGAGAUCGAGCCCGACGGAAACGACCCUCAAGUGGUGCUGUUCGGGGUGUCCGGGCCACCAGGAUUGGGACCCAGACUGGAAGACACAUCUCUCUGGCGGCACCUCCUCCGAGGAACUCACGGCUUCUCGCUUCACGGGCCAAAGCCCAUCAGCUUGUAUCCUGACGCCCCUGAAAUUGCAAGGGUUGCCAGAAGGCGACAGAGGAACGCUGGCUGGCGCCGAUGGUGGUCGGUGUUUGCAAAAACUCGGCAAACAGAGCAGCUUCCACCGGGACUGCCCACUGCCUUCGGAGCCUGUACUUCCUCAAAUGGAGAUCCUUUUGCAGACACCUGGUCUCAAGUGCCACCGUAUGCAACCGUGUUUAUACCCGUGCCGAUACAUCUGGCUGUAAAGGUGCAGCAGUAUGCGGAAAAGCUCCAGCGUGAGGAGCUCGAGAUCUUGGUGAAGUUUGCUGAGAACUUCUUCCUUUUGCGUGGCAACCAUGAAUGCGCGUCCAUCAAUCGUAUUUAUGGCUUCUAUGAUGAGUGCAAGCGACGGUACAGUAUAAGGUUGUGGAAAACCUUCACUGACUGCUUCAAUUGCCUUCCGGUCAGCGCAGUCAUAGAGGACAAGAUUGUGUGCAUGCAUGGCGGCCUCUCGCCCGAGCUAAAUCAGCUCCAGCAGAUCAACCAGGUGGUCAGACCCACGGAUGUGCCAGACACAGGCCUUCUCUGCGACCUCCUCUGGUCAGAUCCGGAGAAAGAGAUCAGCGGCUGGGGUGAGAAUGACAGAGGGGUUUCAUUCACCUUCGGGCCCGACGUUGUGUCAGGAUUUCUGAGAAAGCACAGCCUGGACCUUGUAUGCCGUGCGCACCAGGUUGUUGAGGACGGCUACGAGUUCUUCGCGUCUCGCGCGCUGGUGACGCUCUUUAGCGCCCCAAACUACUGCGGCGAGUUUGACAAUUCUGCGGCCAUCAUGACCGUGGACGAACGGCUGUGCUGUGCCUUCCAGAUCCUGCGGCCCAUGCGUCUCUAG